CUCACGGUAAAUUUCAAGUGGAAGUUUUGAGUGAUUUUUGUAACCAAAUCUGUGGACUGUUAUCAUAUACGAAAUUCAGGAGCUAGUGUUAAGAUGUUACCGGCAAGUGGCAUCAGCGCUGGUGCUAUAGCAGGUACUAGCAAUUCCACCAUCACACUUCCGGGAGCUAAUUCUAUUGAAAAUGGUCAAACUGUUUAUAUCGUCGAAAGUACUUCACCCCCCCAAGCCAUAGUACCGCCACAGAAUGCAUCGAAACUUUUACUCAGCAGCGUUGUGAGCAUGGCUGCUAAUUCUCGGAUUAAAGCGGAACCUCAUCGCGAAACGGAUUGUCCUUCUUGUGAGGCUUGCAGAUCACGGCUGCAAAAACUAGACGAACUUGAGAUUAAACAGGCGGAGCUGGAAAUGAUGCUGCAGAUCUACCAAAAAAAGCUCGACUUAUCGAAGCGGCUCUUGGACGAAUACCACACAAAAGAGAAGACAUUUCUUGACAACAUAGGAAAAAUUUUCAACGGGGACCAAAUUGUCCGUAUUCUGACGGGACAUUGCCAGAAGCGACGCGGCGGUUCAAGCUGGGAUGAUGGAACAUUGAAGAAGGCCGCAAAGCUUUACUUUCUUUGUUCACCACAGGGCUACCAAGAGAUUCUUCACUUAAAGAUGCCUCUACCCAGUAGUCACACGUUGCAAAAUGUUAUCCAGAAAGGCCGCCCCCAACCACUGAGCCCCAAAACGUCAGUGUUUGAUCCUUUUGCUAGUACCAGCGACUUGAGUUCGUCUAUCGCGCUUGUUCGUCGUGGAAUUGUUCAACAAAACCGGCAAAAGGAGACUAGCCUACUUUGUGGCAGCAGUAAUCGGCCACAACAGUUACAAGUAACGCAGCAGUCAGCACAACAACAACCACAGGUUCAGGAACAACAGCUACUAGUUCAACAACAGACACAACAACAACUACAGAUUCAACAUCAAAUACAACAACAGCUACAAGUUCAACAAGAAACGCAACAACAACUACAGGUUCCACAAGAAACGCAACAACAACUACAGGUUCAACAACAAACGCAACAUAACAUGCAACUACAUCAGCAACCAGAACAACCGCCAGCAGUGAUCACGUUAAGUAGCAGCCCAUCGAUGCAAAUGCCCCUAACUGGAACGACUUCUACCUCUGCAGUCACAGCGCAGAUUCCACUCGGAUCUUCUGGAUCCAUCGGAACUACCGUUCCUGCGGCUAUUGUCUACUCUGCAUGUUCUCAAAUUCCGAGGCUGGUUCCUCGCAACGUUUUCACCACAAGGAUCCCCAAAGUAAAUAUGCCAGAUGAAUUUGCGAAUGUGGUUACUGAAACUGUAACCUCAAACGAAAUUUGCGAAACAUCAUCUGUCAUGGAAGUUACUAAGACGCAUGAUCAGGAAACCCUGGAGGAAGGCCCCAGCGCCAAGUCUAAUCUCAUAUGCCCAGAGGGCGAUAUCGAAUUGUUAUCCUUCGAACCAGAGGCUAAUAACAGUGAUCCUCCUGAAAAAGAUAUGUCUGUCGAGCGCGCUGUAGGAGCUUGUGUACGUGCUUUAGUUGAUCAGGUAGCACGACCUCCACAAAGUUCGGCCGUUAGGCCUCGUGCACCGUAUGUCUCGAUCUUGAGAAACCCAAAUGACCCAAAUGCCCCAGCCAAAUACAACCUUGUGGUACCUCGUCACCUAUUGCGCCCUGGACAACGCAUUGUGUUAAAGGCUGCUACGUGUGGUCCAAAAUCGUCAGCGCCGACUGUGCAAAUUAUUGAACCAUUUAGAACUGUGGAUGCUAGAAUACCAUCGCCAACAUCCCCAGGAACGAUAGGGGUAUCUCGGCAAUUUUCCAUUACGAAUCCCAUAACGACCCUGGGAGGACAAGUUAUCAACAUUAACAAAAGGCCUGUGGUAUCUAGUGCGCCAACGAUCUCCGUAAGGCCACAAAUCUCCAUGUUACCUAAUCAAGGACACAUAAUUCAAGGACAGCCCCAAAUUAUUGAAAUAGCUGGAAGCAACAUUGGAGACAUUGUCCAGUUUUCAUCCACGGCCAAAAAAACACGUUCUAGUGAUUAGGAAUUAAGCAAGGAUAACAUUGCCUGUUAAUUCAGGACUGAAUAUAGCGCGUGUUGUGUAAAGAAAAGAAAAAUACGUUGUGAUUUGUGCAUAUAUGUAUUUAUAGUUCCUUUGUUACAGUUUGCAGUUUCCCUGCGAUUAAUAUUAGCUAAAUCGACACACCGUAUGUAAACCUAAUUUUAUAAUCAUAUUGCAAAAGGAAUGAUAGAAGGUCAGUAUUGGUAAGUAAAAUAUGUACAAUUAUGAUUAUCUCGAUGCAAGCAUAGGUCAGCUUCAAUAGUGAGCACGAACACUGAACAUAAUAGUUAUCUACUGCUGAAUUGGGAUGCUAGCCUUAAAUGUAAAUAGUCCGAAACUCAUUAUUUAUGUUGGACAAAUUCCAGUAACAGUUAUAUCAUCUCUGAUCUACCUAAGAUGAGCUAUAUAUAACCUUAUGAUAAAAUGUAGGGUGUACGUAUGCGAUAGCUAGUGCGAUAACUAAUAAAAUCAAUUUGCUGUAUCGUAAUGUGAAAUGAUUCGAAUGGUGUAUCGUAGCAAUAUGACAUCGUUUUCUCGUAUAACUGAACAAUUCGCUGUGUAUAUCGUCAGCUCGUUCGACAUAUAAGCUGAUAUACGUUGUUUCUUAUAUGCUUAGUACACUGUAACUAUAUACAUACACAAUCGUACACAUACUAUCCUUAUGAAUUAUGUAUCGGUUUUGAAACAAUGAUAUACCGAAAUAAACAAUACAGUAAUCGUUGAACUAAA
Molecule: messenger RNA, 2817 nt
Organism: Varroa destructor (honeybee mite)
Lineage: Eukaryota; Metazoa; Arthropoda; Arachnida; Mesostigmata; Varroidae
Product: vesicle transport protein GOT1B
Biological process (GO): endoplasmic reticulum to Golgi vesicle-mediated transport; positive regulation of transcription by RNA polymerase II; retrograde transport, endosome to Golgi
Cellular component (GO): membrane; mediator complex; endoplasmic reticulum
Molecular function (GO): transcription coactivator activity; transcription factor binding
Source: RefSeq, a predicted model, not a curated record